Cuscuta campestris is the source of this 2323-nucleotide messenger RNA. The record is from the annotation of a GenBank genome assembly. NCBI's taxonomy places the organism in Eukaryota, Viridiplantae, Streptophyta, Magnoliopsida, Solanales, Convolvulaceae.
AGCCCUCUUUCUCUCUCUCCCUUUCACACUAUCGCCAGCCACAGAUCUGAGUUAGCUGACUUCGCACCACUCUCGCCCUCCCGUCAUUUCCCCCUCACUCUAACUUGUCAAACCCUAACCCUAAUCGUCACCCCCGGUUUCACCUCUGCCGGGAAGCCUGUGCGUAUAUCCCCCGCCGGUCAACGCUGCGUAAUUUCUCUCAAGUUUGUUGUUGGCCUUCUUGGGGGAGAUGUACCACUCCCAGAAGUAGAAGAGUUGGUGGUGUGGCUUUGCUUGUCCUGAUAAAUAAUGUCUGCCAACAAUAAUAACAACAACCCGCCAAGCAAGAACAUUGGGGGUUCCUCUCCCUUUGGGAAUUCAAUGUCUGCUCAGCUCCAGUCUCCGCCUCCCCAACCGCGGUUUCCGUCUGGUUUCCCUAACCAGUUUCAGUUGUCACAGUUAUCUGCGGCCCAUGUCCAAGCACUUGCUCAGGCUCAGUCUAAGGCUCAUGCCCAAGCCCAAGCACAAGCCGCACAAGCGCAGUUUCAGGCCCAGUUACAGGCUCAGGGUCUUGCCCUUACCCAACCACAUUUAGGCUCAUCGUCCCCUUCCCUUUCAGGGUUGGGAAGUUCCAAUGCCAAGAGGUUCCCUCAGAAGCCACCCGUCCGUCCACCUGGCUUGCCCACCACCAUGUCUCCUCCUAUUAGACCCAUGGAGCUCUCUGCUUCUGCCCGCAAGAAAAAACAGAAGCUUCCUGAAAAACAGUUGCACGAAAAGGUUGCUGCCAUCUUGCCCGAAUCUGCUCUUUACACUCAGCUCCUCGAAUUCGAGUCUCGCGUGGAUGCUGCACUCUUAAGAAAGAAAAUUGAUAUCCAGGACGCUUUACGGACCCCGCCAUCUAUCCAGAAAACCCUCAGGAUCUAUGUGUUCAACACUUUCGCUAACCAAACACGAAUUGCUCCCAGGAAGCCCAAUGCCGAGCCUCCUACGUGGACUCUGAAAAUCGUAGGGAGAAUUUUGGAGGAAGGAAUGGACCCCGAUCAAGCUGCAAUGUUACAGAAAUCAAACUUCAUCUACCCUAAGUUUUCGACUUUCUUCAAAAGAGUGACAAUUUCCCUGGACCAGAAACUGUAUCCUGACAACCAUAUCAUCGUAUGGGACAGCGCUCGAUCCCCUGUUUCUCACGAAGGGUUUGAGGUGAAAAGGAAGGGUGAUCAAGAAUUUACCGUGAAUAUUAGACUUGAGUUGAAUUAUUCUCCUGAGAAAUUCAGACUUUCGCUUGCUCUGACUGAAGUAUUGGGUGUGGAGGUCGAUACCCGUGCAAGGAUUAUAUCUGCUAUCUGGCAUUAUGUUAAAGCCAGGAAGUUGCAGUGCCCGGAUGACCCUUCUUAUUUUAAUUGUGACCCGUCACUUCAGAAAGUUUUUGGGGAAGGAAAGGUGAAAUUCACAAUGGUUGCGCAAAAGAUCACAUCUCAUCUGUCCCCACCACAACCAAUUCAUCUAGAACACAGGGUUAAGCUGAGUGGAGACAACCCUGCCGGAAGUGCUUGCUAUGAUGUGCUGGUUGAUGUGCCCUUUCCUAUACAAAGGGAGCUGAAUGCUCUGCUGGCGAAUACAGUGAAGACUAAUGAGAUUAGCGCGUGUGAUGAAGCGAUUUGUAGUGCUAUCAGAAAGAUCCAUGAGCACAGGAGGAGAAGGGCGUUCUUUCUUGGGUUUAGCCAGUCUCCUGUGGAAUUCAUCAAUGCUUUGAUUGAUUCUCAAGGUAAGGAUCUGAAGCUUGUUACCGCAGAACCUGGUCAUGAUGUGGAGAGAGACCGCCGGUCAGAGUUUUACAGCCAGCCCUGGGUUGAAGAUGCUGUGAUUCGCUAUCUGAAUCGGAAACCAGCUACAGAUGCAGUGGCACCACCCCCUGCGAGCUCGUGAAUGAUAACUUUGUGUAGAUGAUGCUGCUGCUCUCAUUCCCCUCAAGGGUGAGAUAGAAUUGUUGGCACAGACGAUGAAAGGAAUGGCUCUACCCCCUUCCAACUUAAACCCCUCAGGCACAUUUGGGUUGUAAUAGAACACUCCAAUUGUAUUGAUCUACUUUAACUUGGUAUGUAUUGUAAACACUUUUAUGGGUGGAUGUUUUUUACAACAUCAUCAAAAACCUUAAUGAUGGCAGGGCACGGGCCAGUUUUCAACUGUCAAUUCAAUGUUGUUGUACGUGUUAGUCAGUUAGUUUGGAACAGCCAGUUUGAAUUUACAAUAUUGUUGAGCAUUAGCAACAGCCAGUUUGAAUUUACAAUUUGGCAAUUGGCAUUCGAACGAGUGAAUACUCAUUUUGAAAUAAUUGAAUACUCUUUUU